AUGUUUUUCUAUAUACUAUUUCUUGAGAUUGUGUAUGGUUCUCAACUAUACUCAAGUUCAAACGGUAGUAUAGAAACACAAAUCUUUAAGGGAUGUACUUACUCUGGUUCAAAUUUUGAUUAUGUUCUAUUUCAAUGCAUUUAGCACAAUGUAUUUGUUUCAAAGUUAGAAUUCACCCAUAAAAUAGUAAUACAUGAUUUUAAAGCAUAGAUAGCUAUACAUUCUAUUGAAAGAAAAGGUGAAAGUUAAUUAAGCAAUUACUUAGUUUGUGACCUCAUCACUAAUAAUGAAUAGUAUAUAUUAGAAAUUCGAAGGGUUUUAACUCUUGAACAAUCAAAUUUGAUUUAUUAGGAAUAUAAUCUUAUUUUUUAUGAACUUACCUAAAUAGAUUCUAUUCGUAUGAUGAUUUCUAUAUUAAAAAAAGAAGAAAACCAAAAAUAUAUAAUAGAAAUGCAUCAAAUGUUCCCUGGAAAAGUAAAUUAGUUUAGCAGCAUAUCAUACAAAUUCAAAUCAGAUGAUAAUGGCAGUAUUUUGGGAUUUUCAUAAUAUUACAACAAAAUUAGAAAUGCUUUGUUGCUAAUUGUACUGAAGUAGAAUUAGAUAAAAUUAAUCGAAUACUCUUUGUUUGAUAAACAAUUCAGAGAUGUAUCAACAUACAUUUUAUAUGAAUAUGAUAUUCCAUUGAAAUGGAAAAUAUAUAGCUCAGGCUAUAUCAUUAUAACUUAUGACCAAUUCUAAGUACUAUAUAGUAUUGGAGAAAUAUUAUAUGAAAUUUAACAAAUACAUAUAUUUGAUUCUCAACCACUAUAAAUGAUAAAAAAUUUUAAUGGAAUAGAUUCAAAUUAUAUAUUGUAACAAAAUAUGAAUGGAAUUAAAUUAUUUAUUAUUGAAGAAAUUUCUAACUUGUACUAAUAAAAAGUAGUUUAAGAGAUUUAAUAAUUUAAUGUAUCAUAUUCGAAUAUUGCAUUCUAUAUAGAUAAAGCUUAAUUAUUAUUAAUAUAUGAUCAUUUUGAAACUGAAUAUAUUAAUAUUGAUUAAUUUAAGAUGGAUAAAUUAGAAUCAUAUGUAUUAAAUGUUUCCAAAUUAUUAUCUUAGAAGAAUUAUUAAUCUAUCCAAUAUUAAUAGGAAUUUGAUUAAUAAUAUUAUUCAUAAUUAAAGUUUGAUAAACAACAAUCAGAAUAUUAAUUUCCUUGUGAUGUAAUAUACAAAUCUUUGAAUAUAUCAUUAAUACCUUAUAAAUCUGAAUGCAUUUUCGAAAGUUUGUAUAAUUAUUUUUUACAUGGUUGCAAAAAACUUAACAACUGCUAUUCUUGUAUGUCAUAGACUGGAUGUGAAUGGAUUGAGAAUUAAUGUUAAUCAGAAUAAAAUUAUGAAAGUUUAAGUUUAAAUUAAAUUAGAGAAAGUUCAAAAUGGUUUGUUAAAAAAAUAAUAAAAUGUGGUUAGGAAAUUGAUUAUAAUUAAACAUACUACGGAAAUAUUUCUAAAGGAACGGUAUUUACAUUAUUUUAUGAUGCUUAAAAAUAAUAAAAGUUUCAUUUGCUUUUUAAUUUGUAAGUAUAAGAAAAAAGAAAUAUAAAUUUUAUUUAGCAAAAUAUCUGUUUGGGAAAUGAUUCAGGAUAAUUGUGUAAUUAAAUAAAAAUUAAUGAUUAUGAAUCCUAAUUGAUAUUGAAAGGUAAAUAUUUCAGAGUAACUUUUGUAUUUUUGGAGGAUAUAAUAGUGAAUGAUCUUACAAUCACAGUUAGGUAGUAAAAUGUAUAAGAAGGUAUAGAUUAUUUGAAAUUAUGGAAACUAAUAAGUUUGUUAUCUGGAGUUAUUAUACUUUUUGCAAUUAUAAUCUAUAUAGCUAAUAGGAGGAUUAAUUAUUUAGUGUCUCUAACAUUUUAAAAUGGUUAAUAAAAUUUAGAUAAUGAAAGUCUAUCUAAUAUGAUGGAAAAUAUGAUAAAAGAAUAGGUUCUAAUAAAGCAGAGUUUUUAAAAACAAAUUUUAAGAUAUGAUGAUGAUAAGUGCCCUUUUUGUAUUGAAAAAUAUGAAAUUAAACAGGAAAUAAUUCAAAUAUUUUGUGGACAUACAUUUCAUUUAGAAUGUUUUGAAGAUUGGAUAAGAAUAAAUACAAAAUUAGUAAGAUGCCCAAUUUGUAAUUAAACGUAAUAUAUAUUUUUAUAUAUUUUAGAAUUGAAUAUUUUUUAAAGAACAAAGAAUAAUUUAAAAAAUCAAUCAAUGUUUGA
Paramecium sonneborni is the source of this 2225-nucleotide messenger RNA. The record is from the annotation of a GenBank genome assembly. NCBI's taxonomy places the organism in Eukaryota, Ciliophora, Oligohymenophorea, Peniculida, Parameciidae.